This is a messenger RNA of Lutzomyia longipalpis, 554 nucleotides long. It is a transcript of the gene EMC8-9, whose product is annotated as ER membrane protein complex subunit 8/9 homolog. Bases 129 to 554 code for a protein of 141 amino acids. The record is from RefSeq and is a predicted model, not a curated record. The transcript is spliced from 3 exons. Gene Ontology annotation, cellular component: EMC complex. Lineage: Eukaryota; Metazoa; Arthropoda; Insecta; Diptera; Psychodidae.
GACAUAUAUGAGUGACGUUUGAAAGUUCUGCGAGAAAAUUAAUUCGUGAAAACACAUUUUCAGGAGAAAAAUCAUAAUUUUUUGUACUCAAUUUUGAUACCUUCGCCCCCGUGGGAAUUGUUGCAAAAAUGUCGGAAGUAGUUAUAUCGUCGCGUGCUUACACAAAAAUGGUGUUUCACGCCGCAAAGUAUCCACACUGUGCCGUGAAUGGGAUUCUGCUGGCCAGCAAGGAUGCCACCAAGUCCCGAAACUAUGAGAUUGUCGAUGCAAUCCCCCUCUUCCACAUAUGCCUUCAUGUUACCCCAAUGGCUGAGGUUGCCCUCGUUCAGAUUGAAGCUGCUGCAGCUGAUGAUGAUCUUCAAAUCUGUGGGUACUACAGUGCAGCUGAGAAUUGCAAUGAUAACACCCUCGAGAGGGCACCUGGACUGAAGUUGGCGGAAAAGAUUGCAGAAAACAUUCCCAAUGCAUGUUUUGCAGUGAUUGACAAUCGUGCUGUUUGCCUAAAUAUGGAUCGUUCAGCGGUGCGUUUGUGGCAGAAUGCUGAAAAUAGAUGA